CACUCUAACUUAUUGCACCAGUUCAGCAGUGCAGCUGAAAAGAACAGACCAAAAAAAGUGAGACAAUUAUAUUUUUUCUCACUCUAACUUAUUGCACCAGUUCAGCAGUGCAGUUGAAAAGAACAGACCAAAGAUAGAUAUUGCACAAAUUGGCGGGAAAAAGCAGAUCGUCUGUUAGAAAAUGUCUACCGUGUGAAGGUUUAUAAUUUUUUCUACAUGCACAAUAAACAUUAAAUCAAUAUGGGCAUUUUAGGAUUAUCAAAGUUAAUAGCUGAUAUAGCUCCAGAAGCUAUAAAAGAACGAGAGUUGAAACAUUAUUUUGGUCGCAAAAUAGCUAUCGAUGCGUCCAUGUGCUUGUAUCAAUUUCUCAUAGCUGUGCGCAGUGAAGGAGCUCAACUAACUACUGUAGAUGGUGAAACAACUAGUCACCUAAUGGGUACAUUUUAUCGUACUAUACGCUUGGUAGAACAAGGGAUAAAGCCUGUAUAUGUGUUUGAUGGAAAACCACCAAAUUUGAAGGGUGGGGAAUUAGCUAAAAGAGCUGAGAGAAGAGAUGAAGCACAAAAACUUUUGCAAGCUGCAGAGGAAGAUGGAGAUACAGAAGCUAUAGAUAAAUUUAACAGAAGAUUGGUCAAAGUGACAAAAACUCAUGCUGAAGAAGCUAAGCAAUUGCUUCAAUUAAUGGGGAUACCCUAUAUUGAUGCUCCUUGCGAAGCUGAAGCACAAUGUGCUGCUUUAGUUAAAGCUGGUAAAGUCUUUGCUACUGCUACAGAGGAUAUGGAUGCGCUCACUUUUGGCUGCAAUGUACUGCUUCGUCGUUUGACUUUUAGCGAGGCUAGAAAAUUGCCUGUACAAGAAAUUCACUUUGAUAAGGUUCUUGAAAGUUUGGAAUUGAAUCACAAUGAGUUCAUUGAUUUGUGCAUCAUGUUGGGUUGCGAUUAUACCAGCAGUAUCAAAGGUAUUGGGCCGAAGAGAGCAAUAGAAUUGAUAAAGAAUCACAGAUCUCUCGAGAAAAUAAUCGAAAAUAUAGAUACCAAGAAAUUUUCUGUGCCAGAGGAUUGGAAUUACAAAGAAGCAAGACUUUUGUUUCAAGAGCCAGAAAUAUCAAACGCUGAUGAUGUUGUGUUAAAGUGGUUCGAGCCGGAUGAAGAGGGUUUGGUGAAGUUCCUGUGCGGCGACAAGCAGUUCAACGAGGAGCGAGUUAGGAAUGGCUCCAAGAAACUUCACAAGGCUCGAAAUACGUCUACGCAAGGUAGACUCGAUUCGUUCUUCAAAGUUUUACCAAACUCUACUCCAACGAAGCGAAAGACAGAAGAGAAAAAGGCGCCAGCCAAAAAAGCCAAGGCAACGACUAACGUCAAAUUCCGUGGUAAACCGAAAUGAGAAUAAUGUCAUAAGAUUCAACGGGAAUGCUACUACAGUGCCAAUCCCGUAAAUUCUACUUACGUAAGAUGUACUUCCUCAAUUGUCUCGAAUUUUUAUCUCGAAUUUUAUCUCGCUUUGAUGCAUCUCUCGCAUUUAUAAAUUUUUACAUUGAAUUAUAUAGGUUAGAUGUAUUGAACGUCAUAAUUUUUUCUAUUUAUUUCGUAAAAUAUAUGUGUAAUAUUCACAAAAAAAUGUAUACUCCCUUACAUGAUAAAUUUCAUCGUAACAAGUGACAAAAGAGGCGAUUUUCUAUAAUCACGCAUAUUUUUAUAAAAAUUUUUCACAAUAACCUGAUUCUCGCAUUCGUUUCCUAUCAUUUAUCGUUGCAUUUUAUUGUCGUUAAUAUCUCUUUACUCUUAUUAACGGUUAUCAGCGAUAAUUUUGAAAAGAACAAACUAUUCGUUCGCGUUCGAUUUAUUUGUUAAUUGCAUUACGUUUGUCAGUCUUUAUUUCCGCACUGAAAAAGUUUUUUUAACUACUAGUUUUCUGUUUUGCCAUGAUGCGAGUGUCUGUUGAUAAUGUGCGGUGAUGAUUACACAGCAAUGUUUUACGCUAUGAUAUUACAUACAGAAGAAUAGUUUUUUAGUAUCAACGAUAAAAUAUCAUUUAAGCGUUAUAAUCGUACUACCGAUUGAAUUUGGGUCUAAAACAUGAAAUAACGCCCACUCAAAAUUACGCAGGGUGUAUACUCUGCCCACGAUCAGUUGCAAAUGACCUUCGUCGACUAGGUCGCAUAGGGCUCGCAGAUAUGCAACGUUCAAUUUCGCGCCUUCCUUCCAUUGAUGCAUGUUGAAUCCAAAAAUGUACUGCAAUUGAAAGUAUGUCUAGAUGUGAGCGAUCCAUCUUUGUUGAAUUACUUUAAAUUGCCGAUAUAUAAACGAAUUCAAGCGUACCUGAACUAAUAGUUUUACUCUGACGCAUCCCGCAAAUAUAGUUUCGCAUAUAAACCCUAACGAAUCCGACUUUAAUUGUUCGGGAACUGUAGAGACGUAGGAACCGUUAGGCUUCAAAUAUUUCUUCAGAAUGCGUUCUUCAAACGGUUGAUUAUUAUCGGUAUAAAAAAUUGCGUCAAAUCUACGACAAAAAUAUAAAUAUAAAUGUGACAUUGUGUGACUGAGAAUGUCGUAAUCUUGACCUAUCAUUAUAUUAGAUUUUCGUACCUAUCGCGUAAAUAACCUAAUUGUAGAUAUUGCUCAAUAUCUUUCUCGUCUAUAAUUAUGAUAUUGUCGGCGCCUAGUGUCUUCAUCACGGGCACCGCCUGUUCUUUGCAUGUGACUGUCACAUGACCACCCCAUAAUUUAAUUAGUUGCGUCAGGAUACAACCGACUGGAGUGCUCCCGCCGUGAAUAAAAACACUGUAACGACGUAACAUUAACAUGUCAAUUGGUGUCAUAGAUGAGAGUUUACAAAGAAAAAGCAAGAAUAAAUGUUAAGAACAUUA
Molecule: messenger RNA, 2866 nt
Organism: Odontomachus brunneus
Lineage: Eukaryota; Metazoa; Arthropoda; Insecta; Hymenoptera; Formicidae
Gene: Fen1
Product: flap endonuclease 1
Exons: 8
Coding region: 241-1383 (380 amino acids)
Cellular component (GO): nucleus
Molecular function (GO): DNA binding; magnesium ion binding; 5'-3' exonuclease activity
Source: RefSeq, a predicted model, not a curated record